CAGGGAUGGAUCACUACUUCCGAGGAGMAGCUUCGCUAUCAUGGCGUCGCCAUGGAAUUGUGGCCCGUCGAGAUGUCAUCCCGUUUCACAGGUCGCGCAGCCUCUACCUGGCGUGACUUCCUCGCUCUUCGAUCUCAGCGGGGUGUACAGGAGGGCAUGAGCUAUCAGGAGUUCCGCGAUUUCCUGCAGCAGUACUUUUCUCGUCCUGCGCCGACCCGCGACCCGAUUUCCCGGGUGGCCGAGAUCAGAUGGCUUGGUGGCGACAAUGCCCUCGAGUCAUAUAUCACGGCAUUCCACCGUGUCCGCGGCCAGAUCCCCGUCACCACCAUACCGGAGGAUCCCAUGAUCCAGCGAUUCCGCGCAGGCCUUCCCCAGGCAUUCCAGCUGCAGAUGAUGGCCUACUCCAUCUCUACGUUACCAGAGGCCUUCAACAUUGCUCGGGCCAUCCAUCUAUCUUAUGCCCCACUUGUUGGCUCUUCGCCUCAGCCUCCCGCCACCUAUSCUGCUGCUGCUGCAGCCCCUCGCCCCUCCCAGCCUCGACAGUCUUCCACUUUCCGUCGUGGUCCCCGCAGAGGUCCCGGCCGAUCGCUCGCACGCCGAUUCCACGCCUUGCUCCAUGACCCGUCGGGUGCCGAGGAGGGCACGGCCUCAGACGGUUCGGCGAGUGACCCAGACCAGGGAGCUGGGAUUGAGUGUGCUGCAUUGAUUCAAGGUAUGAUUUCCAAUGCCCAUUCUUUAGAAAAGCUGGAACUCAACUUUUUUGAGUGCAAGGGAAGUGAAGGUUGUCAAGUAAUGUCUGUCAACAUGGUCCACGGUCUGCUGGCUAGUGAGAGCCUACAGUCUUGCGAGCUUGGGUUUGUUCCGGAAAGGGUACUCACCACUUUAGCCAAAAGCCUUGCAUCUAUGGACAUAGGCUUUGAUGGUGGCGCUCCUGCAGAACCGUUGGUCACACCCCUGGAAAUGAAAAGUGGGGUCCAAGGGCAGGGAGUGCGAAGAAGAUCUCAACUCAAAGAUGUGACCCUCCACACAUCAGAUUUUAGGCAGGAUGCAACAGAUGCCUUUGCAGCCAUGCUGAAAACAAACAACACUCUUAAGAAACUGGAAAUUAGUAGUUUUGAAGAAGGGACUUGUGAGUGGGACAUGAAAACGAUUGUGAAAGGGUUGCGGAGUAAUAUUUGUCUAGAAACGCUGAAUUUUGAAUCUGACAACCUAUUUAGGACACUCCCAUCUGAAUUAAGGGCAGAGAUGCUCUCUACCUUGGAGUCCAAUAAGACACUUCAGGAGUUUGCUUUCAAUCGGAGAUCUGACAGAGUUAUUGAUCGUAAGUUGUCAAGAAACAGGCAUGAGCGUCAACUGCUUGAGGCUGGUGGAGGCUUGGAACGCACUACCAGCAGCCACAUCAGAUGCUUUUUGGCGGGUGAACCUCAUGUGGGUAAGUCGACCUUGAAGGAUUCGAUUUGCCGUGGAACAUUGGAGUACUGGAUAGACAAGAUGAAGCAGAUGACACCUGGUGAUCGGCCUGCCAAACCUCGAACGAAGGGCAUUGAGGUGGUCCAUGUCGCAUCGAAAGGGGUCAACAUCCAGUUCUGGGACUUGGGUGGACAACCUGAGUACCACACCAUCCAUGAUCUGUUCAUGCCAACUCUAGGAGGGGACAUGGCAGUUCCACCCAUCUUCUUGCUUCUAUUUAAUCCGGUGAUCGAAUGUGAGCAAGUAAGCAGUGGCAACUCAAGUGGAGACAGCUCGGCAGCUGUGGAAGUUGAGAAGAGACAGUGGGAUGAACUUCUUCAACGACUGAGGUACUGGCUGAGAUUCAUCGCGACAAACUGCAAAGCCGAAAGGAAGCCUUGUGUGAUUCCAGUACGCUUCCAUGAGGAAUUCCACAACAAGGGUGUUUACAACUGCCAGACGGACCUCUCUUACAUAUUUUGCAAUGGCCAUGAGAUCUAUGUGGAGUUUGGGGGAAUCCAUGACGAUUGGAUUGACGUCUUGGUAUCAUCACCUGAUGUUUCUGUUGCAGAAGCAGCUGAAUGGGUUGAUAGGAACAUUGUGAAAGCCAUCUACCAACUUUGCAGCRAGCCGACUGGUCUCCCAGGUGUGGAUCUGGUGACGAAAAUUGUGCGCCCACGCUGUUUGACAACAUGUCCAAUUGUUCAGCGGAGGUGUCGGCGUGACGAUCAGACUGUCACAGAAGAAAAGCUGAUCGAGGGGAUGGAGAGGGAGGAAAAUAAUUACAAUCAUUCAUGGCCUGCCAUUUGGGAUGAGCAGGGCAAGGAAAUUGUUCCACCAUCUUGCGACAAUGCGACGGCGUUAAUCAGACCGAAAACACUGGAGUGUCACCUGUCCGUUCAGAAAAUUGAGCUGCACAGAGAUUGUCAGAGCUUCAAUGUAGUUGAAGGGAACUCAGGACAAAGACCGCAACAUUCUGAUUUCGAAAAGAGCACUGGCAGGUUCGGGGACUGCUCUGAGGCACCACUUGAAUGUGACCAGCCCACAAGCAAUGUUCAACAGGUGGGUGAUCCGGUGACAAGCACUAUGCACGAUCUUGCGGUUGGAUGUGAACAGCCUCCAAGAUAUGCUCGAGAGUUAGCUGACUUGGUGCGUGAUGUGGGUAGAAAAGUUGACCGAAAUUUUCGGUCCAUCAGCGAGAUGAAAGAAGUGCUGAACAUUCAGAGGGAAGAGCAAAGAAAUGCAUUUGCAAGAGUCUCUAGUGCUCUGUCUAGCAUAUCUGUUUUUGCCACUGAGCAGCACAGUCAUCGCCUACCUCAUCGUGUUUACAUCACUGAGAGGACAUCUGGCUCUUGCCAGAAACUGAGUUUCCUGAUUGGCCUCAGGGCAGUUGAGCUGCACCUCAUGUGUGAAUCCCGAGACUGCUGCCAUGCUGUGUGUGGCCAGAAGGGGAAGAAGUUGCAUCUUCCAAAAGAGGAAAGUCGGCAUGCGUGGACUCUCUUCAAGUGGACAAUUCUCGCUGUGACUGUGCUGUUGAAAACCGGCUGUGCAAUGUCUAUGGGGAUCCAUCAGCUUGUGCCAGACUUGGGUGGCGUGGCCAACUGGACAAGCUUUGUGAUCGGAGCAGUGGGUAAUGCUGGUCUGGACUUUGGAGACCUGGAAGACCUCAAGCGGAGAAUGAAUAACGUUGGAAAGGAUAUGUUCAAGGAUGAUGGUCCGGAAGAUGUUGUGAAGCGUCAGAAAGCGAUGGACUGGCUGGAGGGAAUCCUGGAAGGCGGGGCAAGCGAGGUACGAGAAAUAUUUGAUCUUAGCAAGGUGAAAUUCCUUGCAGACUUGCAGUUCGGUAUUGGGCUUGUUUCCUACAAGAGGCUACAUAAGCAGUCAGACUGCCUGCGCCAGCUUGGUCUGACAUUUUGGCAGUGGCGCGAGAAGUAGUGCUGCGCAGAACACCGUUGAGAGGCAGUUUGGUUGACAUCGAGCCAUAGAGCUCCUCUGCUGGGAUUGAGAGCAUAGGGGAGGAAGGGUGAAGAAGGAUGCAUGACAUGCGAUGAAGGCAACGUAUGGUGAUUGUCGCUGUUGAUGUGGUGGUACUUGUCAAUAUCACUCGGUUUUGCAAAUUGGCUCGUACUACCUCUGAGUCACCGUUGAGUCGUUGACAGAUGAUGCCAUCGAGGCGUAGAGCUCCUCUGCUGGGAUUGAGAGCAUAGGGGGGGAAGGGUGAAGAAGGAUGCAUGACAUGAGAUGAAGGCAACGUAUGGUGAUUGUCGCUGUUGAUGUGGUGGUACUUGUCAAUGUAUCACUCGGUUUUGCAAAUUGGCUCGUACUACCUCUGAGUCACCGUUGAGUCGUUGACAGAUGAUGCCAUCAAUGACAGGUGUGAGUCGGCAAGCACAAAUAGUUAUUCAAAGCUGCACCUUAUUUGUCUGAUUCUCUUCUUAGCAUGAGGUUGACCGAACCGGUUGAGAGUCGUUUUGAUUGCAAUGGGAGGUGCAAGUGGCGUUCAACUCUUGAGAGUCGUCUCAGUUCUUAUAUUUUUGGUGGGAGAUGGGCUGUGGAUGGAAGGUGGAAUACAUGAUGUGGGAGUGGUACAUGCAUGCAUGCACUGAACACGCCACUGCAGCAGUGGUUGCUAGGGACAUGAGUAGCCUCGGAAACGCACACGUUCGCACAUAUGCCAUGGUGUAAAACGGGGUGGAGCAGAACUUCAACGUGGAGCAGAGGGCAGGAACUUCAACUGCAGGGGAAGUAGCCUUUGUCAACAAGUCGUUAGACUUCCUGAGAAAUUAUCUGGUCAAUGAGCUUGGACCUAUCAACAAGUCACAAGAUACAAUGUUGUGGGUGAUGGAGUUUCCUUCAUUCGAGUGGGAUGAAGAUAAUCAGCGGCUGGAGAAUGCACAUUAUCCGUUCACGGCAGCAGUUGCUGAGUACAUGAGUAAUCUCCGAAGCAGGCAUGCUCUCGCGUAUGACAUGGUGUAAAAUGGGCUGGAGAUUGGCGGAGGAAGUCCGCCAAUCUGCAAGCAAGAGGUUCAAGAGAAGAUCUUUGAGGCCAUAAGCGGAGGAACCCUCUGGAUGCGCUCGACCUCAGUGCGCCAUUCCAUGGACGCAUUGCAUCUGGGCUGGACCACAUGGUGAUGGCAUCCGUGAUGCUCUUUUUUCCAGCACUGCCAUCAAUCAGGGGUGUCAUUGCGCUCUCGAAAACAAGACGAGCUCAGUUCGCAAUGAGAAAGGCCCCUUCCUAUGUCCGUCUGGCACAGCUCACUCACGUGAAGAUGAAGAGCGCAGUAAAGAUGAGCUGAACAAUGCACAUAGAGAAAGGUGCUGCAGAGUUUGUUCCCAGAUUUCUUGCUGUGAUGCUCUCAACUGUCCUCAGGCUGCCCUGUUACGUUACCCAGUCUGACCGGUUUUCUUGUGAAACUAAUCUGUGGUCAGGCAUGCAUGGGCGGAUGUGGCGUUUUGACCUUCUCUUCCUCCUCCUCCUCCUCUGCUUUUGCUCCUCCUCCCAUUUGGUCAGGUGCAGCAAAUGAGCUGGGAGUGAACAAACCCAGCUUCAGUAG
This is a messenger RNA of Chara braunii, 5003 nucleotides long. The record is from the annotation of a GenBank genome assembly. NCBI's taxonomy places the organism in Eukaryota, Viridiplantae, Streptophyta, Charophyceae, Charales, Characeae.